Pectinophora gossypiella (pink bollworm) is the source of this 6824-nucleotide messenger RNA. RefSeq lists its product as uncharacterized. The transcript is spliced from 32 exons. The coding region runs from base 1 to 6522 and encodes 2173 amino acids. Lineage: Eukaryota; Metazoa; Arthropoda; Insecta; Lepidoptera; Gelechiidae. The record is from RefSeq and is a predicted model, not a curated record. Gene Ontology annotation, molecular function: protein-containing complex binding.
AUGGAAUUCCAGAAAAGAAAAUCGAUGGCUUCGCUUAAUAAACUCAAAGACAAAGCGGGUAGUAAUGUUAAUAUUAAUCAUCGAUUAAGUCGAAUUACCCCAACCGCACUCCAAAAUUUGAUAUACUCCGUAGACAUUGGCAAGCGACACAGGCGUUAUGCUAUUCUUCAGGAAGCUCCACCGGAAUUCACCCACAGUAGACUGCGAUAUUUCCUCCUCAUGUACUCAAAUACAGCCUGGAAAUUAUUCAUCAUGAUGACAUUGUUUAUAGCAUACUUUCUAGACACAUGUCUCUACACAUUCUUCGAACAACACGCAAGGCCACUUUGGAUGAUCGUGGUCCUUAUAUCUUUAAAUUUUGUCUUCACUUUUGACGUAUGCGUAGUUGUUGGUUUAAAAUUAUCUAAGAAAUGGAGAAAGACUCUAAAUUUAAUGGAGGCUGACACCUUUAAAGUAAUAUUUGAUGUUAUACUCGCGAUUCCGUUCUGCUUCCUUUACCUAAUAUCAUUUCCAAAAAAUGUUUCCGUUUUCGAUUUCUAUGCAAUUGCCCCAAUAGUGGCACUACUACGGAUCUACAGAAUACUAGAAUACUUUUACGGUAAAUCCUUACAAGCUGGGAGUAAUCAAUGGAUUACGUUUCUAGGACAAUAUCUGGUACUAUUCGUAUUAUCUGCUCACACAUGGACUUGCAUUUGGUAUCUAUUUUCGUCCAGAACUUUCGAUUUACACAAGAUUCGCGAUUCGUGGUCCAUUUCGGCAGUAUAUUUACCAACUGAGACAACAUCCGAUUGGUAUUUCGUAUGUGCGUAUUGGUCAGUUACGUUCCUAACGACCAAUGCACUAGGUGACCUGUACCCAAUGACCACAACCGAAAGAAUGAUAGCCACUUUGUCAAUAGUACUUGGAUUCACACUAACGACGAUUGUGUUCGUCGGCUCAUUGACUUCGCAGUUUAUAACAAUGACUACAAGACGUUCAAAAUAUGUAAGACAGCUAAAUAAAAUAAGGAAUCAUUUACGACUGAUUCGUAUGGAUAAAGAAACAACAAGACGGAUCAUAAGAUAUUAUGAAGAUCUAUGGUAUCAAAAAUCGGGAGUUUUCAAACCAAAAUUAAUGAAAUUGCUGCCGAGUCCGUUACAAAUGGAAAUAUGCUACGAUUUGAAUGCCGUGCCUCUAUACAGCUCUUUAGUCUUCAGAAAGUUGCCAGAAGCAUUCCUCAGAAGACUGUCACUAGCAAUGACUCAUCAAUUUUAUUUACCGGGCGAUGUUGUUUACGAGCAUAAUCAAAACAAGACCAUUAUGAUUUGCGUCACUAAUGGCGUUGUAGAACUACUAUCAGACCAAGAUGAUGAAAGUCCCAUGAUUUCGUUUUGUAAGGGAACUUGCUUCGGGGAAAUUUCCCUAAUUUAUAAUAUACCAGCACGAUGUACUGUGAAAGCUGCAACGUAUGUAGAAUGUCAAGUUCUAGAGAAAACUGAAUUCAUUAAACUAAUGAUUACAUAUCCAGAGGUAGAAACCAAAAUUCGCAAAGAAAUUGAUGCCAGGAUUGCAAGAGCUCACAAUAGAAAAAAAGACAGCGGAACUAAAAGCCUUAAUUUGAACAUUUAUGUUUCUAAAGAUAAGAGGAAAAGCAGAAUCAAAUGCUUGAAAGACAAACUACGCUUUAUUCAGGGAAAAACGGACGUAGAUACAGUAACAAACGAAGAUAUGCUUGAUGAACAUUGCUUAGAUUUGUACAUUAUAUCUGAACAUACAAAGAAACGAACAAUUCCGUUCACGUGUAUAACGCCCAAAUUUCCGUGGAUAUUAGAACACAAAUGCCGCUUAGUAAAGUACUGGGAACUGUACAUGCUCUUUGUGGUCUUUUAUAUUUGUCUAUUUUACCCUUACUUCAUUGGCAUCGCGAGGUAUAUUCCCGGUGGAUUUUUCUUCUCAUCACAAGUUGUUGUAACCGUUUCUUUGAUAUUUAAUUUGACAAUAACAUGUGUAACCGCUAUAAAAACGAAGAAAAAGUAUAUAAACGAGUUUUGGCAAAUAGUGAAUUAUAGAAUGAAUACUCUAGGAUUUUACCUGGAUAUGAUAGCAAUAAUACCAUUUGAGCACAUAAUAACGAUCCACUCGACUGCCUUAUAUCGUGACAUGCAUCGAGAUCAUUUGUUCUACGUGUGCAAAGGCGUUAAACUGUGUUUGAUUUGGAGACUCUCAAACUUUUUGGAUAACUUGGAAAGAAGGUUAUUAUUGAAUUCCCUCAUGGUGAAGGUUACUAAAUAUUGUAUAUAUAUUUUCUUGUUAUGUUACUGGUGUGGAGUAAUUUUGUACAUGGAAGCAUGCUUUGUAAAACGAUGCGCCGAAGAUUCCUGGUUUACAAAGGCAUUGAAUUUGAAUGAGCAUUCACAUAAAUUUAUAAGCAAAGUGGAUUAUCCUCUUCUGUCAUCGGUAUACUUUGCCACGACAAUAUUAUUAUCGGCUGGCUAUGGUGACUUCGCACCUGGAGACAAAUUUGACAUGGCCUUUGUGGCGUUCCUCAGUCUAUACGGAGUCCUACUGAUCGGAUAUUGUAUCUCGGAAUUCUCUGCGAUUGUCACGCAUUGGGCGAGGACAAAAACUGCGUUUUUGGAAGUAAUAAUAACGAUUGACAAAUUCAUGAUGGAAAAUAAUAUGCAUCCGGCAAUAAAGAACCGAAUAAUGGCUUUUUACGAAUUGCAGUGGCAGUAUAAUUCGGGUGUCGAGUUAACUGGUGACAACUGGUUGGAAAAAACAAUAGUGCCAACAGAGCUGCGAAAGAAGGUGCUACAUCAAGCUAGAUUUAAAGCUUUGACGUCAAUAAAAUUCUUUCAAGUCAAGAACAAAGCGUACAUUCAUACUCUUACAGAAUCGGCAAGGGACAUAAUAUUACCUCCAGGAGAAAUAGUCUAUUACGGAGGCACGGUUUCUCGAGAGUUGUAUAUUAUUGAAAGUGGAUACUGUUUAGUAACUAAUGAUGAAUUAAAAGAGAAAAAUAAAGAAAGAAUUAUAGGGCCUGGAAAUCAUAUGGGUUUGCUCGUCCUGCUUUAUGGCGUUCCUGCUGUUAGCACUAUGAUUACUUUGACACACUGUAAAUUGAUAAGCGUAAGCUACGCUGCUUACACCUCGGCACUAAGUUUGUUUCCUGACAUGAGAGAGCACGUGAACCUUCUAUCGUAUGAUGAACUAGAUGAAAUGACGAUACAAGCCGAUACCCAAACAUCUGGCGAGUUUUUGAAACACUAUAAUCAAAUGGCAAAAACGCAAAGCGUAAUGAAAAUUACUAACAUUCUACAAGAUUUUUUAAAUGAUUCAUUCAUAAAUGUUUUAAAUGAUUAUGAGAAGAAAAAACAAAGCUAUUGGAAGUCUUACAAACAAUUCCAUAUUUUGAACAACAUUGCGCCUUACUUUCUCAUGCCAAUCGCAAUCACUCCAAACGGAAUAUUCCUGAAGGCCUGGGCCUUUUUUAGAUUAACUGUCGCGUUUUUACUGUGCCUCAUUAUACCGAUAGUCGUAUCCAUGGCUCCUAUGUUCACAAUGUUUAAUGAAACAGUAAUGUUCUUAGAAACAGUGUGCUAUGUAGACUUAUACUUAAAACUACACAUUGCAUAUUAUGGAUCAAAAAAUCAACUUAUCUACCAUCCGUAUUUAACUGCUAAGAACUAUUUGAAACGAACGUUCACAUUAGACCUGCUGACAUGUUUCCCUUGGUAUGCCUUGUGGAAGUUGUUCGUACCGAAACACAACGAAGGCCACACACCGGAAGACCACGAGUUCAACCCACAUAUGUACCACUGUAUCAUACGAAUGGUCAACAUUAUGCAAAUAUACAAGUUAUAUUCUGCGUUCUGGGCUGAAUCUAUUGCUGCUCUGAAAAGGGCUUACUUGAUGAGCGUUGUUCAAUUUCUAAUGUUGACUUUGUUCUUCCUAAACCUAUAUACCUGUAUACUGAUAACGUUCUCAUGCAGAUACGUUAUAGGCGUCGAUGAAGAUGAUUUUAAACAUAAAGUGUCAAUGUUGUCGUUAAGAAAACCUUACAGACCCGCGGUAUUCCAUCCUGAUGGGAGCAUGAUUUGUCAGCUUGGUUCCUGGAUUGACGAAUCUCAGAUCAUAAAAGGGAAUCAUUUGACACCGACUAAGGUGUACCUGUUGGCUUACUACUGGGCCGCUACCAGCUUCAGUGGGGCAGGGUUUGGAGACAUAACAGCUCAAGAUACUUGGCACAUGAUAUUGUCAAUUUUGAUUUUGUUGCAUGGAGUAUUAUUCUUUGGAUAUGUAUAUGCGAGAAUAGCAUCACUCAAGGCUAUGGCUGACCAAGUGGUGACAAGAUUCUUAGAAAACUUGAGGCAUUUGGAACUAUUUAUGAACAGAGAGCAAGUGCCGUUGGGUCUGAAGAAAUCUAUAAUCGAAUAUUGGAAAUAUCAAUGGAAAAGAACCGGAGGGUGGUCGCAUCAAAAAAUACUGGGUAAACUGCAUGCAAAUUUGAACGAAGACGCCGUGUUGUAUAUGUACGAAAAAACGCUACGCGAAAUACCGUUGUUCGAAAACGUGGAAAACUCUUUCUUUAGAGCUUUUGCUAAAAAGCUGAAAGAACAAUAUUUCCAGAAAGGCUACAUGGUAAUGAGGGCUAAUGAAGUUAUGAACGUCAUGUUCAUCAUAUAUAGAGGAAAGGUGGACGUCAUAAGCGACAUAAAUGAGGUGGAAGCGUGCAUGGGCCCUGGCGGAAUCUUCGGGAACAUCAGAGGCGCGUACAAAUUUCGGACUAUGUCUAAUAUAGUCGCAUCUAGAAACAUUGAUCUGCUGAAAAUACGCGGCGCCGAGUUUUAUGCACUAAUGAAGAGUUACCCUACUGUUUAUAGAAAGGUUAAAUACUCUGUUGAUUCAACGGCCAAAGACUAUGUGCUGCCUACGAUUAUGAUUGACGAAGUUGUAAGUCACGUGCCGGAAACACAUCCUUCGACAUACGAAGACGAGGCCGAAGAAGAAGAAGAAGAAAGAGAUGGGGAUCUGUCUCAAGAUAUAGAAAAAAGUAUCGUCUCGGGUUCCCAUUGCUCCAAAUCUCAGAUGUCAAUGACACAUGCGGAUUAUGCCUCGUCAGUAUGGCUAAUAAUAUUGCCACACAAGUGGUUUCGCAGCAGUGUCAUAUCUGACAGCAAAUGGGUGACAUUUAUGGAAUACUUUAUCAUUUUCUUAGCGUAUGCAGAAUUCAUGAUUCUAGUUUAUCAGCUAGCGUUUCUAUCUGUCCCAUACUAUUUCUACAUUUGUAUAGUGAUGGACGUAAUUUUCUUCUAUAAACUGUUCCUGGACUUCCACACGGGAUACAUGAAUCGUUACGGCGACUACGUACUGAAUCCCCAGAAAGUGAGAAAAAUGUAUUUCUCAAAAGUGUACCUACGGAGACGUGACUUGCUAGCCAACCUGCCAGUGUGCUACUUCUCCCUCCUCAUACGUUUACCUCCAGACAUUAGUCUAGCCCUAUUCUGCUACUUGCGCACGCCGCAGAUAUUCAGAAUAUCUUACUUAUUCACUUAUCAAACUCACAGAAAAAUAAACAUUGGCUCGGCGAAUUUGUUCGUUAAAUUGACAACAAUAAUAAUUUGGGCGUCAAUACUGUCCCAUGUGACCGCUUGCCUAUUCUUCAAGCUGUCUUGUCUAACACCGAAGCAUUGCACUACAAACAACUGGAUGACUAAAGACGAAUUACAUUUGAAGCCCAAAUAUGAGGAGGGCCAGUUCUUUUCCCUUUACAUAGCUUCUCUGUGGUAUGUGAUCAACUUGAUAACCAUUACUGGAAUGGGAGAUGUAUCAGCUCAGAACGAUUUUGAAGUUAUUGAAACCAUUAUCAUCAGUAUUGUUAUUAAGUUUUGUACUGGUCUUCUAAUAUCGGAAAUGUCAGCCAUGAUUACGGCGCACUCAUCGUCACUCAUUGCCUAUGACUAUAGUAUCAAUGAGCUUAGAGACGGACUUAGGGACAUGGAUCUUAGUGACCAUCAGAUGAACAAGAUGUGGGACUAUGUCCGGGAACUGUGGAACAGGCAGCAGGGAAAGCAGAUGCCAGAAUUAGUCUACAGUCUACCGUACCGGUUUCGGUGUGAAAUAAUGGAAGCGGUGUAUGGAUCUCAUAUACGCGAAUCAGUCAUCUUCAGUAAGACUGAAGACGACUUCAAACGAAUGCUAGCGAUGUGGUUGCGUCACUGCGUGUUCUUCCCAGGGAACUACAUCGUACAAUGCGGGGAUUCUGAUCAGAGCAUCUAUUUUAUACACCGAGGGGAGGUUGAAGUACUAACCGUCCAUCCCAAUUUGACUGAAUCUGUUUAUGAUAUUUUGGGUCCAGAAGACUGUUUCGGGAUUGCUCAGGGUUUGUUCAUAGGAGUGGCGCAUCAUUUCUCGUUCCGAGCGCGAACAGUAGUCGACAUAGUCUACUUAAAGCUGGACCAAUGGAAGUACCUACUUGAUUUCUAUCCAAAAUCAGCUAAAGUUGUUCAUCAAAAAGUGUCUAAUGUUUACAUGGCUAUCUGAAACAUUACUAUUAAGACUUUUGUGUAAGGUAUAAUUUCUCGGGCUUAAUUUUCGUUCGACUCUGUCCACCUCAGAAAGGGUGAAUUUAAACUUCCUUCAAAAAUAUGAAGGCAGUAUCGAACAUUCAAUUUACCUAAGGCAUAAUUAGUUUAUUUAGUGUCAUAACUAGUGCUGAUUUUGCCGAACAAAAAAUAAUUUUAAUUUAGUUUAGUUAGACCGUUUUAAAAAUAGUGCUGUCCUUGACUAACAAUAAGUACAAGAAAGAGAUAGAGCUAGUUUUGGAACGCGCAAACUAAAUUAAA